Messenger RNA from Rhipicephalus sanguineus (brown dog tick), 2394 nucleotides. RefSeq lists its product as uncharacterized. The record is from RefSeq and is a predicted model, not a curated record. The coding region runs from base 61 to 1491 and encodes 476 amino acids. The transcript is spliced from 3 exons. Lineage: Eukaryota; Metazoa; Arthropoda; Arachnida; Ixodida; Ixodidae.
GAAUAUGAAACGAAUUCAGCAAUCCUCCGCUCUACUGUUGCUCGGGCAAAGGCCGGCACAAUGAGGAUGCUUCGCAUUGAGCUGCUACUUAUUGCCUUUCUGACCUACAACGUGCACCCUUUGCAAGCAAACAGUGCGUACAGAUAUGUCAUAAACAGUGGUGCUCUCUCUGGAAAUGGAAUCGAAGAUGAGCUUAUGGCUCCGAGUAGUGAAGACAGUUUGCAACGUCAAAUACCAUUUGUGAACGGAAAAGACAUCGCCGAGGAAUACGAUGCAAGGAACUUAAAGGAAGGAGAAGAGGGCGACAGCUACAGCUUUCGUGUCAGAGAGAGAAGGCAAUACGGGAGUGCCGAAGGCGGUCCUUUUGUUGGUGUCUCUGUUUUCUUCGUUAUGCCUCGCCGAGAACUUGAAGAGUACCGUAUGUCGUGGAGAGAACAGCAAGAGAUAGAAGCUCGAGCGAUCAAGAGAUAUUUAGGUAACCUCUUUAGAAAAGCAGGCCAGGGUAGGUCGGGCGUAGCAUCGCACUCUGCUACAACAAGUGAACAUUUGGGGUCUGGGGAUGAGUUUGGCGAAGAUUAUGUUAGGCAAGGGGGUGACGAACCCCGCAGACGCGAAGACGAAGAUGUACAAGGAACACGUUUAUCACAGUUACUAAGGAAGGCCGCUCGGCAGCAUGGAUUCGCAGACUUCUAUGUCACUGGCGCUCAAGAAGAUAAAUCUGGUCUACUAAGAAUUAUUUUAGGUCUGUUGAGGCGGAGAGGUGGGCAUACUCACAGAAUGAAAGGUUUCAGCGAAGUUCGCAGCAUUCCUGGGCGUCUACCUGAGUAUACUAGAGACUAUUUAGGCCAUGUAUUCAGCCUUCGAGCAAAUGGUGGUGGGCGAAGCGAUGCAGAUAUUGAGAUCAUCAGGGACGGCAGUCGUCUAGGCAAUCUACACAACCUCUUCGAAGGAUCGCCCGAUGAAGAACAACUUAUGCCAUCAAGGCUUAACUUAAGAUCCGGUGAUAUAGGUGAUGUGAGUGAUUCAAGAAGUUCCAUCGCAAGAUUAUUGUCGCUUUUAGAAAGACCCCGAAGAUACUAUGAACCGAGGUCACAUCGUUCUCCAAUUUUGUACCGUUACCGAAGUUUUCCGCACAAGAGUUCAAUUCAACAACGCGGGCGAACAGUAGACAGUGCAAUUAGCCGUUAUUGGAGAUAUGAACCACGGUUAUUUGUCCGAGAAGAACUCCUUUACGACAUGGGAAAACUUCGAGACGGCAACGUGUAUGGAAUCUACGGCAAGGAAUUCAGACUACCAACCACUCAAUUAGGAAGGGCUAGAUGGAAAUUUUAUGUGUAUGAAGGACAACCAGGAGGUACAAACAACGGAGGCAUUAUCGCAUAUAGUCGAGGCUAUGAUAGAAACAGAUACUCGAUAGGGAAUAGGGCUAGCGUACGGAAUCGGUUAUUGCGAGAUAGCUUUCAUGAUGAAAGUUCUUUGAACGAAAGUUAGGACAUCGUAAUGAGUGCCGUAUGCCACGCAGAAGAGAUAUAUGGCGUGAUUCGCUGCCGUUUCUUGUUUAUUAGGAAGACUCACUGCGGGGGACGUGAGAAAUAAAGCACUACUGCAGAAAAACUUACAUUCGAGAAUCCUUCAAAUGAUGCAUUCUGUAUGGAUGCACAUAGACACCCCAUAAUUAACGAUUUCAUGUUCUACGCAGCUGUAAAAGAGAGUAUUACUUGUUUGCCCUUUCAGCACUGAUAAAGCCCCACCUGCAGCGGGUGGACUAGCGGGGCAUCAGAUGCAAUAUUUGCCAAUGAUUGAUCUGUUGGACAGAAAAAUUCCCGCAGAGUAAAAAAAGAAAGUUAGCGUAGCUUGCACUGGAGUCGCAAUGCUAAAGAGAGAGCGUAGUUGAUGGGCACCUAUGUAGUCCUGGCUGUUGUUGUUUUGCUAAGUUGUGCAAAUUUUCUCUUUCUUUCUUCCUCUAUUUCUUUCUUCCUCUCUCUUUUCUUCGAUUCCCUUUUUUCUCUGUUUAUUUCUACUUAUUUGUCUGUCUCUCUCUUUCUAUGUCUUUAUCUCUCUUGCUCAUUUUAAAUUUCUUCCUCUUUCAUCCCUUUCUUUCCCUCUCUCUCUCUAUGUCUCGCUUGCUGCCUCCAUCUUUCUUUCCUCUAUCUACCUCUCACUCUAUUUCUUUCUCUCUCUAUCUUUGAUUCUCUCUCUCUUUUCUCUUUCAACGUUUCUUUCGAUUUCUGUCUUUCUGAUUGUUCCUAUGCUAUGCUUUACUCUCUUCCCUUCUGCUUUCCAUCGUCUUCACCGUGACAUCGCUCCUCCCCGCGCUCUCUUCCCUUUCCCACCCUCUUGCUUGUUGCUACACUGUGCUCAGGGCUCCGUGUUUUCGGAUAAAUCCGAAAAAAA